Messenger RNA from Sporothrix schenckii 1099-18, 2229 nucleotides. RefSeq lists its product as uncharacterized. The transcript has 2 exons. The record is from RefSeq and is a predicted model, not a curated record. The coding region runs from base 1 to 2229 and encodes 742 amino acids. NCBI's taxonomy places the organism in Eukaryota, Fungi, Ascomycota, Sordariomycetes, Ophiostomatales, Ophiostomataceae.
AUGGCCGGACCGCCGACGCCCCCACUCACACCGCCACCCAUCGCCACGGGCGUGCUCCCGGCACUGCCCCCGCCGCCGCCGACACUGCUGUCCGGCUUGGGCGGCGCCCGCGCCAGGAACCGCGCCAUGAUCUCGUGCCGGCCCAGCAUGUCGUUGAUAAUGGCCGCCUGGUGGUGCGCCGUCGACGCGUCGCCGCUGCGCGCCGUCCUCCUCGGCCGCCAGCAGCGUGUCGAUGAGCACGGCGCCGCGCUUGGCCAUGGCGUCGCAGCGCCGGUGCCGCAGCCGGUCCGCGGCCCGCGCCAGCGUCUGCCGGUACGCGUGCGCCGUGUCGUCGGUGUGGUCGGUGCGGUGGAACAGCUCGAGGCCCAGCACGACGGCCGCCGUCACGCAAAACGCCGAGUGCGUCCAGAUGGACAGCGUCUGCUCGGCCAGCGCCUGCUCGUGCUCGCGCAGAAUGGUCGUGGCCGCGGCCACGCAGGUCGUGCGCGUGUGCCGGAACGCGGGCCCGCCCUGGAACGAGUCGUAGAGCACCGGCCGGUGGAUCAUGAUGAUCUUCUCGGCGGCCGAGAUGGCGAGCGUGCGCCGGGCCAGCGCCAGCCAGGGCGUCUUCGUUGCGGCGGGGGCCGCGUCGUCCCGCAGCAGAAACUCGGGGAUCUGCGCCACGUUGGCCCGCAUCACGCGGUCGCACGCCAGGAUGUGCUGGUACGCCUCGGCGGGCGGCUUGCGCGCGCCCAUCGGCCCCAGCCCGUCCAGCAGCGGCGGGAUCAGCGACGCCGUCCGGCCCAGCAUGCGCACGUACGACGAGUUGGUGGGCUCGCGGGCCGGCCGCGCCACCAUGUCCUCGUCGUUGCAGUUGUCCGGCAGCGGUGUGAUGUACUGCGACGGGUGGAUGACGUACGUGUCCGUGUACGGGAUCUGGAAGUGGUCCUGGAUCACCAGCUGCAGCCACACGCGCUUGCCCGUCUCGAUCUCGACCCGCUCGUGCCACGCGUCCACCUCGGUGCCCUCGUCUGGCGGGUCGGCAACCGGGUCCGCAAUCUUGUGCAGGCCCAGGCAGUGGGCGAUGCGCACCGCGGCACCCACCAGAAUCGCAUUCAGGUCCGUGCGGUCGAGGUUGUGCGCGAUCCGCGUCGAGAUGACAAUCGCCUGCACCGCGUACAGCGACAGGUUCUCCAGAAAGUUCUCGCCGUACAGGGUGUGCACCAUGGCCUGGAACUGCCGGCCCACCAGCGCCUCGUCAAAGUCCCAGUCGCCCGUCACCUCGCGCCGGUACGGCUCGUUGUUGAGCAGCGUCCACAGCGACACGCUGCACACGGCAAAGUACAGCGCCAGCCACAGCGGGUGGUCCGCCGUGCCCGUGCGCCAAAACUGCUCGCACUGCGCCACAAACGUCGGCCCGUGGAACGCGUUGUGGUGCCACCGCAGGUGGUCCAUGUGGAACGCCACCACCUGACGCGCAACGCGCGGCGGCAGCAGCACCGACGGCUCCGUCGGGUCGCUGUCGCUGGCGUCCGCCCGCAGCGUCAUGGCCUGCCGGCCGACCCACGCGGCGUCGCAGUUGAUCGAUGCCAGCUCCGAAUACCGCCGGUUCUGGUAGCAGCGGCAGCGGCGGUGCGGGAAGCAUGCCUGGCUGUGCCGGCCCCAGGCCAGAAACUCGAAGCCGGUCAGGAUGGACGCAUGGUUGUCGUCGAGCUGGUGCGUGGUCGGCAUGCGCUGGUGCUGGUGCUGCUGCUGGUGUUGGUACUGCACGGUUCGUGGCUGCACGCUGACGACCGGCGUCGACGCCGAUGUGGCCAUGCUUGUCGGACUGGCCACAGUCGCCGUUCCGCCGUAGCUGCUGCGCAUUUCGUCUUCAUCCGUCGGUGCCGGGCUGUGCAUCGCAGGGUCCACGCCCAUGGCGGCGCCGUUCAUGUCGUUGGCAUCUGGCUGGGGUGGCCCAUCGUCGGACGCGGCCGACUUGCCGUGCUCCAGGAAGUGGACGCGUCGGUCAAUGUCGGCGACGGCAUCGUGGCAGCUGGGCCCCAGCGCGACCAGACGGGCCCGGAGUGCCCGCAGGAACCGCAGCUCGUCCCGGUGCAGCGACAGCGACUUGCUGAUCCGCACCACCUCGCGGGUGCAUGUUUUGGACAGCCGAACGCAUCGGCCACACGGCGUCUCCUUGUCACACCGGACCUUGCGUUGCGAGCAUUCUACCAAGUCAGUUGGCUGUCAGCCUCGCCCGUCGUCUGA